GGGAGGAGCGGGAGGGGCGGUGCGGCUGUUCCUGACGCCCGGCCAAGAGCAAAGAUGCUGCCUUCCCUUCAGGAGUCCGUGGAUGGGGACGAGAAGGAGUUGGAAAGCAGCGAGGAGGGGAGCGGCUUCCCGGAGGAACGGAAACCGGAGCGCAGCAGCAGCAGCAGCAGCAACAGCUACUACUGCCUUUACGGCUACCAGGGAUGCCGGUUGCCCCAGGGAGUUGACAGUGAUGAUGGGAGUCCAAGCAGUACCUCAGCUGGAACUCCAUCUUCUGAUGAUUUCAGCCUCUCUUUGGUGGACACUAACUUGCCUGCUGAAGCAGAGAUGGAGCUACGCAGUGGUAUUGCCAAGCAUCUUGUGAAGGGACCCUUUUUCGAAGGGAUGGGCAAUGUUGUUGGUGUGGAACUGAGUGUACCAGAAGGUCGACUUGGUUGUUAUUAUUGCCUGUUCCAGCUGGAAAAAUCUUCAGAUACAGCAAGCCCAGAGUCGAGCAACAAUCUGCUAGACUAUGUGAUCUGUUUUUUGGGAGGCUCUGAGAAGGGGCUUGAGCUUUUCAGACUUGAGCUUGACAGAUAUGUUCAAGACAUGAAGAUUAACCUAGAUUCAGAGCAGAAUAACCUGGAGACCUGCAUUAAACCCUUCCUCAAGACCUGGUUUGAAGAUUUGGUGUGCCCUAUUCAGAGGGUGGUGCAGCUUUUCCAGGAGAAACUUGCCUUUCUGUUACAUGCUGCUCUGAGCUGCACCCCAGUCGAAGUGAAGGACUCUGAUGAAAGGACAAAGAAAGAUAUCAACAGAUUCCUUAGAGCGGCAAGCCUUCAAGAUCUGGUCAGGGAGACCACAAUGACUUCCUUAUGUGUAACCAUGACAGAGGAACACAAGCCAGUAGUAACAGAUUGUAGCGGACCUCAGCCUCAGUUCCACAAUGCAGGGAGUAACAAAUUUUGUGAUGACUGGAUGCGAGCAUUUUUGAGUGGCUCUGAAGGUGGGAAUCCGUUUCUGUUCCGGCAGAUCCUGGAGAACUUCAAAUUGAAGGCCAUCCAAGACAUCAACAACCUGAAGCGGUUUAUCAGGCAAGCAGAAAUGAGCCAUUAUGCUUUGUUCAAGUGCUACCUAUUUCUGAAGAACUGUGGCAGCGGAGACGUCCUCUUGAAGAUGGUGAAAGUCGAACAGGCUGAAAUGCAAGAAGCCAAGAGUGUAAUCUGUGUCCUGGAAGAAUUCAUGAGAGAGCCAGCUUCUCAUUUAAAUGUGUCCCCUGAACACAGGGGAGCUUACACAUGGCAGAAUUAAUAUGUAUCUGUGUGUACUCUAAUCACAUGAGAAGGAGAUACGAAGUUGUUUUUUUGAAAAAAAGUGUGCUGUAGAGAGUUGCAGUUGGUUGCAGCUUGUUUAAACACAUGGCACACUUUGAAAUAUUACAAUAUGUCAUGUAAAUACUUUGUUUAGCUGGAGUCAACUAGCUCACUUGGGUGUUCGCCCUCUUCUCUCAUCCUCCUCUUGCCGUGUCUGGCUUGUGAGAAGACUUUUAGUGUAUUAAAUCAUGCUCUUCCAUGAUGCCCAAACUGCAAAACUGUGGUUUUAAAGUGUUCCGUAAAAACUAUAUUCUGCUUUGCUGCCCUGGUUCCGAGGGAGUGCUCAAAUAAAUCAUGGUUUGGGCAACACAGAGAAAUGGGUUUAGCAAACCAGGAACCUGGUCCUGCAAGGAGAAGGAAGUAGGGUGGGGGUGGGUGGAAUACCUGAGCUUGUCUCUGCUUUAGCUUUCCAGUCUUUUGGCUUGGGAACAUAAUGUCUGGACUUGGCCACUGGGUGCCUAAAUUCAACUAACUAAUUUGGAAUGCCCAGAGUGACCUUUUGGUGGAGAAAUAGUUUGACAUGCGUAGUGUAAAACAGUACCUGCUGUUGUGUACAUUUGUAUUAUUUAGGUAAUAGAUCAACUCUUACUUUUUUUCAUUUUAGGAAAUAUAGUUUAUUGUGUGAAAAGUGUAUUUUUCUCCCUGGCUUUGGGAAUGUUUUUCACAACUGUAUUAGGGUGCAUUUGAUGUCAGUGACAAAAUGAGCUACCUAGUGGAUCAAACUUCAUCUUAAAUCAGAAUAAGAUUUAAGAAUAUGAAAUUUUAUGAAAUAAUUGAUAGAAGAAUUACCAUAUAUAAGCUCUGUUUUUACAUAAAGAAACCAUGCUGAGCACUUUA
Molecule: messenger RNA, 2189 nt
Organism: Pogona vitticeps (central bearded dragon)
Lineage: Eukaryota; Metazoa; Chordata; Lepidosauria; Squamata; Agamidae
Gene: C2H17orf75
Product: chromosome 2 C17orf75 homolog
Cellular component (GO): trans-Golgi network
Source: RefSeq, a predicted model, not a curated record